This is a messenger RNA of Alexandromys fortis (reed vole), 4008 nucleotides long. It is a transcript of the gene Wnt8a, whose product is annotated as Wnt family member 8A. The coding region runs from base 1 to 1077 and encodes 358 amino acids. NCBI's taxonomy places the organism in Eukaryota, Metazoa, Chordata, Mammalia, Rodentia, Cricetidae. The transcript is spliced from 6 exons. The record is from RefSeq and is a predicted model, not a curated record. Gene Ontology annotation, molecular function: cytokine activity; frizzled binding. Gene Ontology annotation, cellular component: extracellular region. Gene Ontology annotation, biological process: canonical Wnt signaling pathway; cell fate commitment; multicellular organism development.
AUGUGCUGUACCACCUUCGGUGCCUCUGCGUGGACGCCCGGCCUGUCAUCCCUGUUCACCUCGGUUUUUCUUUUUGGUAGGUCAGUGAGCAAUUUCCUGGUAACAGGUCCCAAGGCCUAUCUGACGUACGCCACCAGUGUGGCCUUGGGUGCUCAGGCUGGCAUGGAAGAGUGCAAGUUCCAGUUUGCCUGGGAGCGCUGGAACUGCCCCGAGCAUGCUGUCCAGUUCUCCACCCACAACCGGCUGAGGGGAGCCACGAGAGAGUUGUCCUUCCUUCAUGCCAUCCGCUCUGCUGGAGUUGUGUACACCAUCACCAAGAACUGCAGCAUGGGUGACUUUGAAAACUGUGGUUGUGAUGGGUCAAAAAAUGGAAAAACAGGUGGCCAUGGCUGGAUCUGGGGAGGCUGCAGCGACAAUGUGGAAUUUGGGGAAAGAAUCUCCAGACUCUUCAUGGACAGUCUGGAGAAAGGAAAGGAUGCCAGAGCUCUGAUGAACCUUCACAACAACAGGGCCGGCAGGCUGGCAGUGAGGGCCUCCAUGAAGAGGACCUGCAAAUGUCACGGUAUCUCAGGAAGCUGUAGCAUCCAGACGUGCUGGCUGCAGCUGGCCGACUUCAGGGAGAUGGGAGACUAUCUAAAAGCCAAGUAUGACCGCGCGCUGAAAAUUGAGCUGGAUAAGCGCCAGUUAAGGGCUGGCAACCGAGCCGAGGGCCGCUGGGCUCCCACGGAGCCCUUCCUUCCCAGCGCAGAGGCUGAGCUGGUCUUCCUGGAGGACUCUCCUGACUACUGCUCCCGCAAUGCCAGCCUGGGCAUCUAUGGCACAGAGGGACGCGAGUGUCUGCAGAACGCCCGCGGUGCGUCCAGGUGGGAGCAGCGCAGCUGUGGGCGCUUGUGCACCCAGUGCGGGCUGCAGGUGGAAGAGAGGAAAACAGAGGCUGUGAGCAGCUGUAACUGCAACUUUAAAUGGUGCUGCACCGUCAAGUGUGGCCAGUGCAGGCGUAUAGUGAACAGGUACUACUGCACACGUCCCGCGGGUAGUGGCCGGCCCCGGGGUAAGGGAAAGGGCGGUGCUAGAUAACACCACCACAAAUUCUCUAGCCAUCCAGUUGGACGACAGUGGAGGUGGGGACACAGCUUCUGGCCUAGCGGACACAGACUGGAAAGCAACUGAGACAUCCAUCACCACAGGGUUGGUCUUAUGAGAGCUGCCAUAGAUCACAGGGCCUCUUCACAGAGCUCAAAUCGGAACCUGCUUCUCUGACUUGUGCCCCGCCCCCCCCCCCUUUCCCGCGCCUUUACUCCUGGACUUCUGCAGCUUCUUAAAAGAGGAGUUUGCUUUGGAGUGCACAUCCAAAGGACCCUCAAAGAAUUUGUUCCGUCCAGCUGCGCUGCUGGGAGUUGGAGGGAAGAGAAGCAAAAGGAAAACAGUUCCAGAAUUGGGGUGAUGGCUCAGUGGUUACAAGCGCUCAUUGGUUGACCUUCCAGAGGACUUGAUUCACUUCCAGGCGCCCACUUCCAGUUCCAGGGGCUCCAAUGUACUUCUCUGGUCUCGUUGGUCAGCAGGCACGAAUGUGCACAGACAUCCAUGCAGGCAAAAUAUCUAUGCAUAUAAAAUAAUAAAGUAAAACUUUAAUUUAAAAGGAUCAGAGUUUUGUUCAGACCUGGGAAGGAGCGCCCUUCCUCACUUCUGACCCAUUGAAAGCUCUUGCUGAGGGGGCGUGGGCUGGGACCAGCUUCUCCGACUGUGAGCUGCUUAGUGUGCUGGGGGUUUCCAUCUGCUUAUACACUUAGAAACAGGUCCCCCGGCUAAACCUUAAGGAAACCAGGACCCAGCGUGACCGGAGCCAAAAGGACAAUGAGUGGGCAGGUGACCAGGACUCACCAGACAACAUCCUAGAAGAAGAGUACUUCACCAGAGCUAUAGAACAUCUCGACUCUGUUAUUUUCCCAAAUUGGAAACUCAAUGUCAUUUGUAAUAAAUGCUUCUAGGAUUUAUUGAGACAGUACUUUUGUUGUAAAAAAAAAGAUGUUUCUUUUCAUGUGUGUGUGUAUAACUGUUUUACCUGCAUGUAUGUCUGUGUGCCACGUGCCCGUGGAAGUCAGCAGCAGAACUGGAAUUACAGGUGGUUGAGAACCACCAUGUGGGUGCUGGGAAGUGAACUCAGGUCCUCUGCGAGAGCAGUUGGUGCUAUUUUUUGUUGGUUGCUUUGUUUGAAGACAGAGUUUCUCCGUGUGUAGCUCUGGCUGUCCUGGAACUCAAGCUGUAGACCAGGCUGGCCUCGAACUCACAGAAAUCUGCCUGCCUCUGCCUUCUGAGUGCUGGGAUUAUAGGUGUGAGCCUGGUGUGGUUGCUGCUCUGAACCACUGAGCCAUCUCCCCAGCCCUAGGACUUCUCUUUUUUGGUCUCUCUAAUCCAGACUGGCCUCUCCUAAAACUCAAAGAUGACCUUGAACUCUUGACCUCCUACCUCCACUUUCAGAGUGCUGGAGUUAUCCCCACCACACCUGGUUUAUGUGGUGUUGGGAUCGAGUUUAGGACAUCACAUGCUCCUAGGCCAGCUCUCAGCCGGUUGAGUCAUCCUCGGGCCUCAGCUGGGACCUUUUCCUAAGCCCUUUAGAAAACCGGGGAUCACCAGGCUAUGGAGAAAACGGAACACUCAAGUGAUUUCAGUAUUUGACAGGAAGUAAAAUCAAAACUGAGUGUGGCGGUGCAUGCCUACAGUAAUCCCAGCACUUGGGAGGCGAGAGGACCAGAAGUUCAGCUAUAAAAGGAGUACGAGGCCAGGCUGUCGCAAAAACCAAAAUAAAUAAAUAUAAAUACAAACAAAAAAGGGAAGUAACAGGAAAACAGUGCGCCAGAUUUGGGUGUUAUUUAAGUAGAAUUUAGGCAACUUUGGGGAGUGAAGAAGUCCUCUGAACUUGGACCACAUCCUAGUGUGUUUACUGUCUCAACUGCCUUGGGUGUGGGUACACCAAGACCCGGGUCCCAGGGCGGUAGUCUAGGAAAGCUGUGGAUUCUUCUUCCCCUGGUUACACUUUUACUUCUUCCGAAGGUUGCCUCUGGAGGAGGGGUAGAAUUCCCUAAAGAGCUGCCGCCUCUUCCCCAAGCCACUGGGUUCCUACCUAAUUGAAUUUCACAGCCAGAGUGACACUGGUCCGGAUCCCUGCGGGAGGUUUAGGGAGGUUUAACAAGUGAGUAAGCGAUCCCCAGGAGCGGGCGGCGCUCCCAGGCGUUCGUUUUAAGAACAGGAUACUUCUGUUUCUUUCUUGCCUACAAUAAAUAUUUUGCUUUGUGCACUUGCGCGCAGGCGCCCGCAGAGGCCAGGAGACUUCCGAUUCCUUUGGAACUGGGGGAGUGGGGGUUAACAGGAGAUUGUAAGCCACCCGCUGUGGGUGCUGGAACUAAAUUCAGGUCCUCUGCAAGAAGAGUGCAGAUUCUUAACUGCUGAACACCGUCUCCAGCUCAAAUGAUCAGCUCAUUUUAAAAUUGUCUGUGGUGUUGAGAGUGAGAUGGCCCCUAAGGGAAUCGGCAUCACAGGGGAAACCACAGUGGUUCCUUUAGAGUCUGGUCCAGCCUGACCUCCAUCACUUCUAGUUUGAAACCCCACGUGUGUCAGAGGUCAGACACAACAGGAAGUCCAUAGACACACUUUCUCCACGACCCGCUUCAAAACAAGGAGAAAAAAUAAAAAAGACAACGGUAAUGACAGAGAGCGGCAGUGUGGCCGACGUGGGGCUGUGGUGACGGAGACAGCGAGAGAGGAGAGACUAGAGGCUCUGAGUAAGCGGCCAAAGGAAAGAUCAUUUUCCUGGGAAGUAAAACCAAGGCACAAAAGUUACAUGGUCCCGAGUGUCGACCUGCAAUGAACACGGAUCUCAAAGUACCCAGCCUGACGCCUGAUUGGAGGUUGUGAUUCCGUUAGGGAAAUGAAUAAACUCGAUUUUUCUCCCCGCAUCCCUAACAGAAUUUACAUCCCAAGGGCCAAGACACCUGCUAGCUUGACACCCGC